Messenger RNA from Pelobates fuscus (common spadefoot toad), 1857 nucleotides. It is a transcript of the gene NRIP2, whose product is annotated as nuclear receptor interacting protein 2. The record is from RefSeq and is a predicted model, not a curated record. Lineage: Eukaryota; Metazoa; Chordata; Amphibia; Anura; Pelobatidae. The transcript has 6 exons. The coding region runs from base 49 to 876 and encodes 275 amino acids.
GCUGGUGACCAGGCAGAAGGACCAGUUUUGUUUUUUUGAACCAGCGCCAUGAGCUGUCAAAAGCAUAUUAGAGGUCUAGGGGGUGAUGCAAAGCUUGGAGAUCCCACAAAAAAGGAGCAGGAUAUCAGAGGGGGAGCUCUCCUGCAUCAACAGAGACGUCUCAAACAAGCCACGCAGUUUGUGCACAAAGACUCUGCAGAUCUACUGCCACUGGACCAACUAAGGAGGCUUGGGACCUCUAAGGACUUGCAACCUCAUAGUGUGAUACAGAGACGUCUUCUGGAGGGCAGCCCGGGCAGAGAACCCAGUGCCUUGGCAAAAAACUCAUACUUGUUGGACAAGGGAAUCCAUUCUGUGUCUGAAACAAUACAACCUCCCAAAUGGCAAGAUGAGGCUGCUACCCAACAGCCUAACUUUCAUGACAAGAGCACACCGUUAAAUCUACCAUCUGGGGACACAGUUGGGUGGAAAGGAGACUCUGUGUUUAUUCCAUGUAAGGUUUGUAAGCUGAAUGUCAAGGCCAAGCUGUGCACUGAUCGACAACAGAACCUCAUUUCCCAGAGCUGUGUGGAACGACUUAGGUUGCUGGCAUCAAAUGAUAAUAUCCAGAGUGGACAUCAUAAGGAGCUGAUUGUGGACAUAGAGUUGGGAACAGAGAAACUGCAGAGCAAAGCUACAAUAGUAGAUGACGAUAUGAUGGAAUUCUGCCUAGGUUUGGAGACACUGAUCUCUCUCAAGAGCUGCAUUGAUCUGAGCAACGGAAUCUUGAAGACUCCUUUCCAAGAAAUAGGAUUCAUAAAUCCAGAGAGGAGUGGAUUGACAACAGAGAAGACAGAAACUGUGGCCAACUGUUACAGACAAGGACUUCAAAACUAACGCUAUAACUCAAAGAGCACCAGAUCAUUCUACACAGAGCACACUCAUUCCUUGAGACAUGUAUUACUAUCUGAAGCAGAGACAACAAAAAUAAAGGAGAAGAGAUACAGUCCAAAUGUAUAAGUCUCAUGCCUCAAAAAACUUGCUUGGCACUAUCGUAUUAUGUGCCAUUAUUACAUAUUAUUCAGAUCACUUAACAAUACUGUGUUUAUGUUUUAUGUUUAUGAAACAGCUGAUAUGAAGAAUAUUAACAGUACAGCCUUUUCGCCCAAAUUUCAUAUUCUGUCUGUGUUUCCAUCACCUCAAUUGGUAAGACAUUCUAUGCAUCCUCCACCAAUUCUGCCAAAAAUUUAGAUAAAAAAAGUGACAGCUAUUAUAUACAUAAAAAUUUAUAUUUGACGUUUGCUGUUGCCUCUUCCAAAACAGCCAUCAAUGGACAUAUCUGGCCUCUCCAAAUGUGGGUAACAGAACUAAAAGCAGUGUGGUCUGCCACCAUCAACAAUUUGGCAAGCAAAAUGUAUAGGAAAAAUAACAUAACGGUCUAUAAACUGACCAUGGUAGUGUGCAUGAAGGGUAAACGUGAAAUCACAGCAAAGAAUUUUGACCUUGCAUGCACAUUACAACAUCUGAAGCUUUACAAACCCAUUGUUACAGAAGAAGUAGACCUUUCACCCCACCAGCAUUCAUGAAUUGGAAUAUCUGACAUGCAACAACGGUGACUCAUUCUGAUGCAGAGCAACAGAGUGUUUGCUGGCAGAUAAAGGCUUUUUAGUAUGUCUGUUAUAUUAUCCCUGUAAAAUCUGAAACCUGUAUUCUUCAUAACAGCUUUAAGCAUUGCCAAUGUUUUAAAAACAAAACAAUAUUUUACUCCUUGACCCUCAUUUACAUCUCAUUCACACUUUGUGACAACACAUUUUCAAUGUGAAUUGUUCAAAUUUGUUUCUUGUAUUCUAUAUAAAAGGUUUGUUUUAAUGGAGUCUA